Molecule: messenger RNA, 333 nt
Organism: Arachis ipaensis
Lineage: Eukaryota; Viridiplantae; Streptophyta; Magnoliopsida; Fabales; Fabaceae
Source: RefSeq, a predicted model, not a curated record
AUGACAGGUUUGUUGAAAAAACAUGGGAUUAUUCACAAGGUGGCGAUGACUUACCAUCCCCAAACAAAUGGCCAAGCCGAGGUGUCUAAUAGAGAGAUUAAGCGCAUACUGGAAAAGAUUGUUAAACCUCAUCGGAGGGAUUGGAGUACUAGACUUGCAGAUGUGCUAUGGGCUUACUGGACAGCUUACAAGACACCCAUCGGCAUGAGUCCAUUCUGCCUAAUCUACGAAAAGGCUUGUCACCUACCGGUAGAAGUGGAACAUAAAGCUUAUUGGGCUGUGAAGGAAUGCAACUCAGGAUUAGGAGGAGCCGGAAUUGAAAGAAAGCUGUAA